This is a messenger RNA of Rotaria sordida, 943 nucleotides long. The record is from the annotation of a GenBank genome assembly. Lineage: Eukaryota; Metazoa; Rotifera; Eurotatoria; Philodinida; Philodinidae.
UAUAGAUUUAAACCCAUAUUUUCAAUGUUCAUCAUUACCCAGUCAUUGGAGAAAGAAUAAAUCACUUCGUUUUAUUUUACGUACAAAACGUCAUAUCGAUAUAAAAACAAAUACACGUGUUGUUAUUUUUGCUGGUAAUGAUUAUAAUCCUUGUGCAACACUUAAAAAUAAUGUUAGUUGGUUUCGUGGUGGUCAAGCAGAAUUUAAUGAUUUACGAUUUUUAGGCGCUAGUGGAAGAGGUAAAAAAUUUACAUUAACUAUAGUUAUUGAAACAACACCACCGCAACAAUGUACUUAUCGUCGCGCAAUCAAAAUAACAGUUGACGGUCCAAGAAAGAAACGUGACUUGAAAGUGAAGUCAGAUGUGAAUGAAAUUCAAGCAGAUGAAUCGAAUAUUGAUGGUGAAUCGGAUAAUGAAACAAAUACAACAAAUUAUUCGAUGACAACUGAAUCAAAAUCAUUCACAAGUCAAGGAUCAUCUGGAUUACUUUUGCUUGCUGCUGCAGCUGAACAAAAGCGAAAAGAUGACGAAGAUAUACCAAAUAAUCGUCCAUUUCAAUCAGCUCCAAUGGAAAUCACAUAUUCAUCAAAAUUAAGUGAUACAAGUUCUCCCAUAACCAGUUGUCUUUCUCCAUCAUCAUUAGCUUCACAAUUUUCACAAUCCAUCGGCUUUUCUCCAACAUCAUCAUUAGAUGAUUUCAAUUCUCAUUUAUCACGUCAUGUCUUUUUACCUAAUCAAAAUCAAUCAAAACCAACAACAAUUCCAUUAACGUCUAAUUCACCAACAACAAAUUUAAUAUUUAGUUUAACACAAACACCAAAUCAUUUCGAUUUUUUUCAGCAUCAUCAACAACAACAAAGACAUGAUCAACAACCUAUUGUUGAAACAUCCAAUAAUACUUCAUCGACAAAUACAACAACUAAACAUGUUUUAUGUCGAUAA